Messenger RNA from Diplodia corticola, 858 nucleotides. RefSeq lists its product as uncharacterized. The record is from RefSeq and is a predicted model, not a curated record. The coding region runs from base 1 to 858 and encodes 285 amino acids. The transcript has 2 exons. NCBI's taxonomy places the organism in Eukaryota, Fungi, Ascomycota, Dothideomycetes, Botryosphaeriales, Botryosphaeriaceae.
AUGAAACUGUCUCGCAUAUCCAUCCUCCCCUGUCUCCCGAGCGCCACCCUAUCAUCCAGCUGCUUCUACCCCGCCGGCAACCAGGACGAGGGCCUCGUCCCCUGCAGCGCCGGCACCACCGGCAGCUCCAACAGCAUCUGCUGCAACGAGGGCGAGACGUGCUGGAGCCCGGGCCUCUGCCAGGCCGUCGCCGUCAACGCCUCCGUGUCGACCCAGUUCACGCGCUCGUCCUGCACCGACCCCACCUGGCAGGCCGACGAGUGCAUGAGCUUCUGCGUCCAGGAACGCCCCACAACAUCCGAACCCGUCCACUACUGCGGCAACGGCGUCUUCUGCUGCGACCAUCCCGACUGCUGCGACGACCGCGCCGCCGCCGACCAGCUCCUCACCAUCGGCGUGCCGUCCGCCACCGCCGUCGCCUCGCAGACCGCCGCGGGAGCCGCAACAGCAACAGCGACGACGACGAGGACGGUGACGACGAUAAGCAAGUUCUCGGCCAAGAUCGCCAUCGGCGUCGCGGUGCCGGUGGGUGCGGUGCUGGUGCUGGGGGUGGCGGUGGGGAGUUGGGUGUUGGGGAGGAGGAAGGGGCGGGGGGAGGGGAGGGGGAUGGGGAUGGGGGCGGCGGUGGGGGCGGUGGGGGGAGGAGGAGGAGGAGGUGUGGCGGGUGUUGCGGAGGUGGAGAAGGGGGAAGUGGAGGGCGAGGGGUUGGAGGAGGAGCACCGGCGGCAGCGGCGGCGGGGGGUCGACGUUUUUGAGAUUCCCGCGGGAGGGGCGCCGCGCCACACCAAGGCGGAGCUGGCGGCGGCGGAGCACGUUGCCUCGGAGGUUGCGGGGCAGCCUAGGUCGGAACUGCCGUGA